Molecule: messenger RNA, 414 nt
Organism: Scutellospora calospora
Lineage: Eukaryota; Fungi; Glomeromycota; Glomeromycetes; Diversisporales; Gigasporaceae
Source: the annotation of a GenBank genome assembly
AUGGAAGUUGAAAAGGCAAUUUCAGAACAUUGCCUUAAUUAUUUUGAUUUUUCCAAUUUUACCAUUAUCGAGAAAAUUGAUAAUGAUGUUUUUAAAGCCUGUUGGAAAGAUUGUAAACAAAUAGUCGUUUUAAAACGUCCGAAAGUUGAUAAAUCUAUAGAUAUGAAUAUAGUUAAUAAAGAACUUCAAAUUUUACAACAAGUCAGUAAAAUCAGCUUUCAUACAAAUAUUAUUGAGUUUUAUGGUAAAACAAAAGAUAAUGCAGUUACUCUUAAUGUUGACAAUGCCAUUUCAGGGCAACACGUAAGGAAUUUUGAAUAUAACAAAUUUAAAGAAUUUGACAAAAUCGAUGGAGUGUCUAGUUCUGCAUUUAAAGCAAUAUGGAAAUAUCAUGGACUCGUGUCGUUCUUAAAA